This is a messenger RNA of Marchantia polymorpha subsp. ruderalis, 1368 nucleotides long. The record is from the annotation of a GenBank genome assembly. Lineage: Eukaryota; Viridiplantae; Streptophyta; Marchantiopsida; Marchantiales; Marchantiaceae.
CGGUCGGGCUGGCCGUAGGCUAGCCAUGGAAUUACAGCCGCGAAGAAUGCUUCAACAGCUGGACUUCGAUCGAAGCCCACAAGACGUGGAGCCUCUUUGCCAUCGGUGGAGAAAUGUGUUAUUGAGCGCAACGUGUGUUCGUAGAAAGAAAUUCUUGGUUCACUGCGCGGACACGAAUUUGAGUUCUUCGUCUUCUUGACACUCCUUUGAGCUUCUUCCGAGCACACACGGUACUCGGUACUUUGGACAGAAGAUUGUCGUCAACACCAGCAGCAGCAGAAGCCGCAGACAUGACUGAGACUGAAGCUUCAGGAUCUCAAGCAAUGGACCAUAACAUUUCCGAAGAAACUGCCAAAACAGCAAAUGAUCAGCCAGGCAUGAAAGGGAUCGACACUGACAAAGAACUUGGGAGACUAGCGACCCAUCUUAUGCCCCACAUUCUUAACUUGUACAACUGUGAAGCAACCGCUCUUGAUUUCGAGAUCUAUGCUUCCAAUGCCUCGUUCGAGGAUCCCCUCAUGUGCGCAAAAGGGGUGAAGCAGAUCAAAUCAGCAUUUUACGCCAUUCCGAAGGUCUUCAGUGAAGCCAAAAUGGGAGAGUACUUUGUGCAAGAAGAUGAAACUGCUCCUGGAGCUGGCGAGAUCCGUAUCGACAACGUGCAGCACUACAAAGUAUGGGGCCAAGCGGUUGAUAUGAGAUCUCUUAUUAAAAUACAGGUCCAAGAUGGGAAAGUCGUCCGACAUGAAGAUCUCUGGGAUAAGAAACCCUUGUGGACAAGGCAUACGGUCAGAGUCCCACUGGUCGGACGGGCAGCUGAAGGUUGGCGUCGAUUCAACAUGCUUGUCACCCACACUAUUAUGGGAUUUGGAAAGGAUCCUCGCCCUAAACACUAGCAACGAAGAUGAUCUAAGAUGGACGAUUGCGUGCUGAAGGCAUGACAUGUUGUAUAUACAAUUCUAAAGACAACGAUAUUUAGUACGUUGUUGUGACAUACAGCUGUUCAAGACAAGUUCACAUCAUGAGGCCUUCAGACGCGAUAUUCCUGAUCUAUAUCGACGUUUUCUUGCAUGUUUCAGACCGAUUAUCAAGAUCCAUCUUCCGCUACAGCUAUCCAUGAGCUUUACAGCCAACUGCAUACUAACAGAAAUUUGGUUGGAUAGAGUUUUGUACGAGCUUUGAAAAGAGACAUGCAUCAGAAAGUGAUGACAAAGGCUGUAUAGAUAUGUACACCGUAAUCAAUCGGACUUGCUAUGAACCUGGUUUAUUUACUCAAGGUCAAAAUAAUGCAGCUGAAAUACACUCAUUUUCCGAACAAUAAACAUGUAUAUGGUGGACAACUGCACUGUGGAUGUUGUAUUCGAUACUGCU